Molecule: messenger RNA, 607 nt
Organism: Dichomitus squalens LYAD-421 SS1
Lineage: Eukaryota; Fungi; Basidiomycota; Agaricomycetes; Polyporales; Polyporaceae
Product: ribosomal protein L28e
Exons: 5
Coding region: 39-467 (142 amino acids)
Biological process (GO): translation
Cellular component (GO): ribosome; cytosolic large ribosomal subunit
Molecular function (GO): structural constituent of ribosome
Source: RefSeq, a predicted model, not a curated record
CGCCCCCACCAAAAGUAGCGUACAGCACAGUCCUCAAAAUGUCCGGCGACCUCCAGUGGCUCCUUCUCCGCAACGGUAAUGCUUUCACCGUCAAGCGCCUCCCCGAGGGCCCUAUCCUCUCCCGGGAGCCUGGCAACUUGACGAAUAUCCACUCGCACAAGUACUCUGGUCUUGCAAACGAGAAGGCCAUCGCCGUCACGGACUCUGAGUCUGGCAUCAAGCUGACUUACCGUAAGAAAGGUGCUGCUCCCAACGCGGUCCGCCCUGCACUUGUCACCACCACUAUUCGCUCCCGUUCAGGCGGCCGCCGUGCGGCUGGUAUCACGGCGAAGCUUGCCAAGCGCGGCUACCGCCCUGACCUCAGAGCCGCUGCCCUCGCGCGCGUCUCUGCUCUCCUCGCCUCGAAGAAGGAAAAGAAGGCCGCGCCCCCCAAGAAGGCUCGUGGCAAGAAGGCACAAGUUGCGUGAAGGACUGAUGCUGUCUUGUUAUCUGUGACGACCACUUGUAUUGUUUGCUUUCCACUCACAUCGCACCCGCUUACCAUGCAUAUGUCUAUGCACGCACGACCAAAUAAUCAUAUGCUGCUUGCGUCCACGCAUGCCCACCC